Telopea speciosissima is the source of this 808-nucleotide messenger RNA. RefSeq names its product peptidyl-prolyl cis-trans isomerase E. The record is from RefSeq and is a predicted model, not a curated record. The coding region runs from base 90 to 611 and encodes 173 amino acids. Lineage: Eukaryota; Viridiplantae; Streptophyta; Magnoliopsida; Proteales; Proteaceae. Gene Ontology annotation, molecular function: RNA binding. The transcript has 4 exons.
CAGCAGCGAACUUCGUGACCUGCGACAACAGGCAAGCGCAGCAGAAAGAGUAACAGAGACUACAGAGUACAGAGGCCGACGGGAACUCUAUGGCACAACACCCGGUUCAGAAGAACACUCUCUACGUAGGGGGUCUAGCAGAGGAGGUGAAUGAAGCGAUACUACACGCGACAUUCAUACCAUUUGGGGAUAUAAAAGAUGUGAAGACGCCAUUGGAUCAGGCAACGCAGAAGCAUCGAUCGUUUGGAUUCGUGACCUUCCUUGAGAAGGAGGAUGCAGCUGCUGCUAUGGACAACAUGGACAACGCUGAGCUCUACGGAAGAGUACUGACCGUCAAUUACGCCUUGCCCGAGAGGAUCAAGGGUGGUGAACAGGGUUGGGCUGCUCAGCCCAUUUGGGCAGAUGCUGAUACAUGGUUCGAACGUCAGCAACAAGAAGAGGAAAUGCAGCGUUUGCAAGCGGAAAACCGAAAAGCAAUGGAAGCUGCAGAGGAGUUGCACAGAAAGAAACUGGCUGAGGAGAGAGAUGGGGAAACGGAAGAGCCAACUGAAACCAAGACUGAUCCCAUGGCCAUGGCAGAAGCAGAGGUUUUGAAACAGAAUAGUCAGUGAUGUUGAAGAGAACAGUCAAUUGUGGAAUAACACAGUUACCAGAUUUACGAUUUUUGUUGUCCAUCUAACUGCCGUUACAAUUAGAACACUAGCUGUGGAUGUAACUGUAUAUUAAAGCAACAGUUGAGUAUGUUUCUGCAGACUUAUACUGCACAAUUCUUCGUGAAUGUGAGUGAAAGGGAUGCUUUUACAUGAAA